This is a messenger RNA of Stegostoma tigrinum, 5654 nucleotides long. RefSeq lists its product as uncharacterized. The coding region runs from base 734 to 1216 and encodes 160 amino acids. The record is from RefSeq and is a predicted model, not a curated record. The transcript has 8 exons. NCBI's taxonomy places the organism in Eukaryota, Metazoa, Chordata, Chondrichthyes, Orectolobiformes, Stegostomatidae.
CACCAGCUGAUGUAGAUGUCAGCUGGAGCUAGGCUGUGCUGAAUGGUGCCUGGAGAAGAGGAGCAUUGCGAAUAAAACAUAAUCAGUGCACCGAGAGGAGGAGGGUGGAUGAUAAAUAAGCCAGACUAUCUGUAUAGUGAGCCUACUCACAGCCAGUCAUGUUAAAUUGCCUCCGUUUUGGUCUCAACCAUCAACAAAGGCUUCAAACUGAAUUGUCCCCUACUUUCCACUUUUAAAGGAAAAGCAGAAAUUUUAGCGAGUCACAGUGUGGGUUUGUCAUUUCGCCUGGGCAUUCUUGAAGACGCAGUGUUUUAUCCUGAUGGAGAGGCUUGAAAGAAAGGACGACUGAUUCCCUGUAAUCAGAGGCAACAGCAUUGCCCAUGUUGCAAGCAGGUUUUGUUUGAGUCAAUUUACAAGUCGAAUUGAACACAGUCGGAGCACAACACAGGACUAUGUAAGGGAGCUGUUUGACAUUAACCACUCUCAGGCUGCCUGAUUCAUGCCAGAUGUCUCCUAUAAUCAGUGUCACCGAGGAAGUCACUGAGAAGGAGACCGGAAUUGAAUGCAGUAUUCCAUAAGUGCCCUAACCAAUUUGUUGCGUACAUAUGAAGAUACCAGGAGUGGUGUGAUGGCCAGCUGGAGGUCAUGCCGCAAUGUUACCGCUGGCAGUAUGGCUCAGUGUCUGUCGGGCUGAGCUGUACCAAGAGGCAGAGGGCCAGAGCAACACCAGAGGAUGUCGCUGCUAAUAUUCGACGUCAGCUACAACGCAUCCAACAUGGCAGCCUCCUUCCUCAGCUUGACACCUGAAGCCAACCAAAACAAUGUAACAGACAGGAUGGCUUUGCAGAUGAUAACCAUGCUGACAAAUGUCACCAACACUACUGGCAUUCCACUGCCUGACAUGGAAACUGCGAAGUCAAGUAUGGGGAUGGUGCUCGUACCUGUUGGAAUUAUCACCAUUAUAGCAUUAGCUGUUGCUAUGGUUCUAUACAUCAGGAAAAGGAAAAGAUUGGAAAAGCUACGUCACCAGCUAAUGCCAAUGUACAGCUUUGAUCCUGGCGAGGAACAGGAUGACCUAGAGCAGGAGCUACUUGAUCACGGCCGUGACACAGCUUCCCAGGGAUCACAGAGCAAGAUUCUGAUGCCAAGUCAAGGAUCCUUGCAGAGGCCCAGCAGACUUGUGUUCACCGACGUGGCGAAUGCUAUUAAAGCCUGAACAUCAUCGAAUUCUGCUUCAAGCGCCAACAGAGAGGGUCAAUCCAUGCAUGGUCAUGUGAUCUACUUCCAGUCAUUUAUAGAUAUAUCGUCCUCUGGAUGGCUUGCUCCCCCAUUCCCCCAAAUCUCGAAGAUGUUGGUCACUUUGGGUAACUUCCAUAUAUGCAUUUCAAGAGAAAUUUCAGUCAAAGCAGGCAGUAAGAGGACAAAUGGAAAAUGUCGAGUUGAUUUAGGGUUUACAAUGACAGGGAGUGGAGCAAUGGAUUAUUGAUUUCAUUUACUGAUGUGAAUCCUGUUUGUUACCUCCUGCAGUACUGGGCUAAAGUUUAGGGGCGUGCACUCGGUGAAAUGGAGCCCUGAACCCACCUGCAACCUUCCCCUCCCCCGCCCACCAACCCUGAAAAUUGCAAGAAAGGUUUCUACUCCCAUUCUGUCUGGGCGGGGAAAUUCCCCUGACCACCGCCAUGAGGACACCACUACUUGGAAAGAAUUCCUCAGUCCAGGCCCAUUUAGAAAGCAAACAGCAUGUUCCGUGACAUAUACUUGGACCACAUUGGUCACAUGGUAGAGGACUAGGCUGGGCCUAAGCCACUAAUAACAUUUAAUUAUUAAUAUUUCACUGGGUGAUGGAGAGAUGCAGGUUCUGUAACCUCUACUGAAAUACUGACGGCUACCUCCUCUCCCUUCCAUUUUAUUCCCCUGCUUAUUCUUUCGCAAGAUGUGAGUGUCACAGGCAAAGCGGGCAUUUUUUGCCCUUCCUGGUUUCCCAUGAACUGAUUGGCUUGCUGAGCCAUUUCAGAGGCCAGUUAAGAGUCAACCACGUUGCUGUGCGUCUGGAGGCACAUAUAGGCCAGAAGAUUUCAGACAGCAGAUUUAUUCCUCCCCACCACCCCCCCAAACCCAACAUACGCAGACACACACACAUUAAUGAACAAGCUGGGAUUUUACAAACAAUCAACAAAUGUCGUGGUCAAUUUGACAUUUAGUAAAUGAGUUCAAGUCCCACUUAGCGCCAUUGGGAGAUUUGAACCCUUGACCGUGGAAGGUUGGAGUGGCUCUCUGGAUCACUGGUUCUAAUGACAUUACCACAAUGCCAGUAUCUCCUCCACCCUCUUCUCUACCCCUUAAUUUGCUCAUUCCUGCAUAUCUCAUCUCCAUCAACACCCCACCGGCUGCUGUCAGCACUCCACUCAUAGCUUGACGUUCCCACCAAGGCUCUGGACUCAAAAUCAUGGGUUGCCUGGAGGGAUAGGGAGAUGGGUUUGCGGGCAGGGAAGGGUGAUGUGGGUGUCCUACUGCUUCCAGGUCGACGUCAAAACCAAAACUGACCUUCUUGUUGUCAUGUUCACUUGACUCUUUGCUGCCAUUUUGGAUUUAUUGUUCAAUUUCACUGUUAUACAUGAAGGGCAACCCCCUGUUGGGAAAUUGAGAGCACAAAAUGGUGGCUCUGUCACCUUGGAGUCAAGAGGUUUCAAUUUGCUCUCCAGGACUUCAGCACAAGAUCUAGGUCAACCAAGGGAAUGCUGCACUGUCAAAGGUGCCAUUUUUUGGAUGAGACAUUAAAUCCAGGACCUGUCUGCCCUCUUAGGACAUGAAAGAUUCAAAGAAGAGCAGGGGGGUUCUCCCUGCCAUUUAGCAUCACUUUGGCAGACCUUCUGGUUAAUAAUAUAUUGUGGGAUUUGCUCUCUGCAAAUUGGCGGCUAUGUUUCCGAUGUUGCUGCAUUUCAAAAGAACUCGGUUGACUCAAAAGCACCUUGGAAUGUUCUAAGGUCGCGAUAGGUGAAUGUGGAGGUUUAUUCUGCUAUAUAAUACCUAUCCUGUGCUCUGUGUUCAGUUACUGGGCUAAAUAUCUGGAUAUCUUCCCAACAUGAUGGAAACUUUAUUGAAAUAAAUGCAAAGCAAUGCAGAAGUGUCUUGAGAUGUUCAAACACUAACCAAGGUACAUGCCAAAUAAUUCCGCAAUUCUCUGCCCAUCCGGGUCACUUCAUAGCUCUCGUUACUAGUGUUGCAAUGCAAAUGAAGUUAUUCCAGUCCAAACUAUUUGCGGGUUUAAUUCUUUCCACUGAAUUAUGAUUAUGGCCUACAGAUUUGUUGUACUUGCUGUCUUUGCCACUGAUCUACCAACCUUCCUGGCCCAUCCAAUGCUGUCUCCCAAGUACAUGAGCUCCAUCUCCUCCCACUGAAAGAAACUGGCUGGAAGGUGAAGGCACUAUAGUCUUACCAGACCAUUGGGUUGUUGUCUCAUUAGUGAGAGAUAACUGGGGCUUACCAUGUCUCAGAUGAGGGGAAGAGGUUGAGAAGGAGAGUCCUUCAUGGAAACCUCAAAUGAUUCAGUCAGAUGUCACAUGACACCAGGUUAUAGUCUAACAGGUUUAUUUGAUAUCACUAGCCUGUUGUACUUUAACCUGGUGUCGUGUGACUUUUGACUUUGUUCACCCUAGUCCAACACCAGCACCUCCACAUCAUCAGCUGAUUCAAGAAUUGAAUCACACUGUUAGUGUCACUCAGCAGCCAUCCAGCUAAUUGAGCUAACCAGACCCUGGGAAAUUGAGCGAAAGGUACGACCAUAUAUAAACCGUGGGAAACAUUUGAAGAAAGAACACAAAGCAUUCAAGAAAAAUACAUUCCACUGAAAACCAAAGACUCAGCAAGAAGGAUCUAUGUGUGGCUUACUCAGGAAGGAAAGGAUAGGGUUAGAUUAACAGAGACGUUUAUAAGAUUACAAAGAAUAAUAGCAAGCCUGGGGAUUGGGAGUGUCUUAGCAACCAGCAAAGGGCCAUUGAAAGGUUGAUUAAAAAGGAAAAAGUUAGAAUAGGUGAGUAAGGUGCCAGGAACAUAAAAACAGCAAAACAUAUCAUAAAAACUGAAAGAACUGUGGAUGCUAUUAAAUCCAUUAUAACCUUUAAGUUUUUUUGAUUCAAUAAGCUGCCGCAGAAAAUGCUAAUAGAACAGAACAGGGGCUUGUGGAGUUGAAAGUAAUAUAUUGCAAUGGAAGAAGGAUUGGUGAGUGAACAGGAAAUGGAGAAGGCAUAAAUGGACCAUUUUCAAGAUGCCAGGCCGUUACUCGUGGAGAGGCUCUAUGGUCAGUGUUGGGGCUUCAGCUAUUGAUAUUCUAUUUGAUGACUUCGACAAAGAGUCAGACAGUAAAUUAUCUACUUUUGCUGGUAAUGCAAAGCUUAGUUGAAAUUGUAAUUGUAAAGAGGUUACAGAAAGGCUGUGAAGAAAUAUAGACAGGUUAGAUGAGUGGUCAAUAAGAUGGAAUUGAAUAUGGAGGAAGUGUCAAGUUAUUCACUCUGGUGUUCAGGAAAGAGAAACAAGACAUCUUUUAAAUCUUGUAAAGCUUGUAAACGUUGAUGUUCAGAGAGAUUUUAGUGUUUUUGUACAAGGAAUUCAGAAGAUUAGCAUGCAGGCUACCACAAAUAACUAGGAAGGCCAUGGACACAUUAUCCUUUAGUGCAAGGGAACUAGGAUCCAGGAGUAAGGAAGUUUUGUUACUGGAAAUUUCACAAGGAAUUGCUGAGCUGAUGCCUGGAUUACUGUGUACAGUUUUGGUCCCCACAUUUAAGUAAGGAUAUACUUAAGUAAAAGGUAGUACAAUGAAGGUUAACUAGACCGAUCUAUGGGAAGAGAGGAUUGAAUCUAUGUUGAGAGACUGAGUGAAUUGGGCCUGUAUUCGCUGGGAUUUUACAAAACAGGAAAUGAUCUCAUUGAAACACAGGAUCUGGAAGGGUUUUGAAAGGAUAGAUACUGAGAAGUUUUUUCCUCUGCCUAGGGAGUCUAGAAAACGGGACACAGUAAAAGGAUAAGUCAUGAUUAUUUAGAACGGAGAUGGGGAGAGAUUACUCAAAGGGUCAAGAAGCUUUUGGAUGAAUAUAUUCAAGGUUGAGCUAGACAGCUAUUUGGUCUAUCAGGGAAUUGAGGAGUCUGAUGGGAAAAGUGGGAAAGUAAAGAUGAGGUCGGAGAUCAACAAUGAUUGUAUUGAAUAGUGGCAUCUUUGAAGGGCUAGAUGGUCUCCUUACACUUCUAUCUCCUGUGUUCUUAUUCUCUUAUCUUAUGGCUGGUGAUCACUGCAAUCAUCCGAUCGUAAUUGACUCCUCAGCUGCCUAUUAUAAAACCAGAGGCCCAAUACCAGGGAAGUGUUGAGAUUCAUCAUUCAGGCAUUAGGGUUGAUUCCUAUUUAAAGAAAGGACACACCAUAGUUCUACCACUUCUCCACACACAAUCUCCUUUAUCAGGAGUAAGUCAGUAUAAAUAUUAAGAUGUUUGGCAAAUCAGUCAGUUGGAUAUGAUGAUCAGAAUCUUAGUCUUAGUCAGACCAAAUGCAAUGGCUGUUGAUGGAAUGAAUUUGCAGCUGUAUUAAACUACCAAGAAAAGACUUUCUGAAACUAAUGUUGAUUCUUGUGCUUCGUAUUUAUUAUCUUCCCCACAUUCCUUUCUGA